Molecule: messenger RNA, 4361 nt
Organism: Labeo rohita (rohu)
Lineage: Eukaryota; Metazoa; Chordata; Actinopteri; Cypriniformes; Cyprinidae
Gene: hk2
Product: hexokinase 2
Exons: 18
Coding region: 156-2915 (919 amino acids)
Biological process (GO): intracellular glucose homeostasis; glucose 6-phosphate metabolic process; glycolytic process
Cellular component (GO): mitochondrion; cytosol
Molecular function (GO): fructokinase activity; glucokinase activity; ATP binding
Source: RefSeq, a predicted model, not a curated record
CAUUUCGCAUCAUCAUCUUACCGGAUAGCGCAAGUCCAAGAAAGAGUUUGAGAAACUUGAAGAACAUGAGCACGAGCCCCAAGUGACUUACAAUUAGCUCAGAACACAUCCAACACACUUAAGAAGUUUAAGAGACCCCAAGCUGACCGAAGACGAUGAUCGCCUCUCAUUUACUGGCAUACUACUUCACUGAGCUUCACCAUGACCACGUCCAGAAAGUGGAUAAGUACCUGUACCACAUGCGACUGUCAGAUGAGAACCUGAUGGACGUCUCCAAGCGGUUCAGGAGGGAGAUGGAUAAAGGACUAGGCAGAGACACUAACCCAACCGCAGCAGUCAAGAUGCUCCCCACCUUUGUCCGCUCCACACCCGAUGGCACAGAAACGGGUGACUUUCUUGCCCUUGACCUGGGAGGAACAAAUUUCCGGGUUCUGCUUGUCAAAGUGUCCAGUAAUGGAAAGCAAAACGUGGAGAUGGAAAACCAGAUCUACGCCAUUCCAGAGAACAUCAUGAGGGGCAGUGGGACAGAGCUCUUCGAUCACAUAGCUGAAUGCUUGGCCAAUUUCCUUGAAAAAAUGGGCAUCAAGAACAAGAAGCUGCCUCUUGGCUUUACCUUUUCAUUUCCUUGCCAGCAGACCAAACUAGAUGAGAGUUUUCUCGUCUCUUGGACCAAAGGUUUUAAGGCGAGUGGAGUGGAGGGGAGAGAUGUUGUGGGCCUGUUGAGAAAAGCCAUUAAGAAAAGAGGGGACUUUGACAUUGACAUUGUGGCUGUGAUCAAUGACACCGUUGGCACCAUGAUGACCUGCGGCUAUGACGACCAUCACUGUGAGAUCGGCCUCAUUGUCGGGACAGGCACCAACGCGUGCUACAUGGAAGAAAUGCGGCACUUGGAGCUGGUGGACGGUGACGAAGGUCGCAUGUGUGUGAACAUGGAGUGGGGUGCGUUUGGUGACGACGGUGCCCUGAAUGACAUCCGCACUGAAUUUGAUCGGGAGAUUGACGCUGGCUCCCUCAACCCCGGCAAACAGCUGUUUGAGAAGAUGAUUAGUGGGAUGUACAUGGGGGAGCUGGUCAGACUCAUCCUGGUGAAGAUGGCCAAAGACGGUCUGCUGUUCCAGGGACACACCACUCCAGAUCUGCUCACCACUGGCCACUUCCAGACUUCCUUUGUCUCUGCCAUUGAAAAUACAAAGACUAACGAGGGUCUGGUGAGUGCAGAGGAGGUGUUGAGAGGCCUUGGACUGGACCCGUCCCCUGAAGACUGUGUGGCCACGCAGCGUGUGUGUCAGAUCGUGUCUACGCGUGCGGCCCACCUCUGUGCUGCAUCGCUGGCAGCUGUCCUACGGCAGAUUCGAGAUAACAAAGCCGCAGACAGACUGCGCACCACUAUCGGAGUGGAUGGAUCGGUCUACAAAAACCACCCACAGUUUGCCCGGCGACUCAAUAAGAUGGUGCGGUUAUUGGUGCCUGACUGCGAUGUGCGUUUCUUGCGCUCUGAGGAUGGCAGCGGAAAGGGGGCUGCCAUGGUUACAGCUGUGGCAUACCGGUUGGCAAAGCAGCAUGCAGAGCGUCAGCGUAUCCUGGACACCCUGCGUCUCAAUCGGGAUCAACUCCUGGAGGUGAAGAAAAGGAUGGAGGAGGAGAUUAACCGCGGUUUGGCUAAAAAAACACACGCCACGGCCACUGUCAAAAUGCUGCCCACCUUUGUGCGCUCCACACCGGAUGGAACAGAGCGUGGAGACUUCUUGGCACUGGAUCUGGGCGGCACAAACUUCAGGGUGCUUUUGGUGCGCGUUCGAAGUGGGAAAAGACGGAGCGUGGAGAUGCAUAAUAAGAUCUACACCAUCCCCCAAGACAUUACCCAGGGCACCGGAGAGGAGUUAUUUGAUCACAUAGUGCACUGUAUUGCUGACUUUCUGGAGUAUAUGGGUAUGAAGGGAGCAUCGCUGCCUCUGGGUUUCACCUUCUCGUUUCCCUGCCGUCAGACCCGACUGGACCAGGGUAUUUUGAUAAAGUGGACGAAGGGCUUCAAGGCCACAGGGUGUGAGGGAGAGGAUGUGGCCACGCUGCUGAAAGACGCCAUCCAUCGCAGUGAGGAGUUUGAUUUGGAUGUGGUAGCUGUGGUGAAUGACACCGUGGGCACGAUGAUGACAUGCGGGUACGAGGACCCACAAUGUGAAGUUGGGCUCAUUGUCGGCACAGGGACUAAUGCAUGCUACAUGGAGGAGAUGUCAAAUGUUGAGCUGGUGGAUGGCGAUGAGGGUCGUAUGUGUGUGAACAUGGAGUGGGGGGCGUUCGGGGACGGCGGGGAGCUGGAUGACAUUUGCACAGAGUUUGAUCGAGCUGUGGAUGACCAGUCCACUUACCCUGGGAAACAGCGGUAUGAGAAGAUGAUCAGCGGGAUGUAUCUUGGAGAGAUUGUCAGAAACGUCCUCUUGGACUUCACUGCCAAAGGCCUGCUUUUCCGUGGCAAACUUUCAGAGAGACUAAAGACUCGCGGUAUCUUUGAAACAAAGUUCCUGUCGCAGAUCGAGAGCGAUCGUUUGGCACUGAGGCAGGUCCGUUCCAUCCUGCAGCACUUGGGUUUGACCAGCAGCACGUGUGACGACAGUAUCCUUGUGAAGGAAGUUUGCAGCGUAGUGUCCAAACGGGCGGCCCAGUUGUGCGGAGCCGGUCUGGCGGCCGUGGUGGACAAGAUACGACUGAACCGUGGCCUUGAGAAACUCAGCAUCACCGUAGGAGUGGACGGCACGCUUUACAAACUCCACCCACACUUUGCUACCAUCAUGCGGGAGACCUUAAGAGACCUGGCGCCCAACUGUGAGGUUACUCUCAUCCAAUCAGAAGAUGGCAGUGGAAAAGGUGCCGCCCUCAUCACUGCUGUGGCUUGUCGAUUAAGAGAUGCUGGAAAGUAGAGACUGUACAAAUAAUGUAAAGGGGAAAAGAUAAUGAGGGAAAAAUUAUGUACUGAGCUUCCAGAGAUUUUUAUUUUAUUUUUUUUUGUGCCACAUCGUGACCUUACUGAAACAACACUCCUGUCUGUAGAAGGAUUUAUCCUAUUUAUUUUUGUUCCAUUUUAUGCUUUAGGUCAUUCAUUGCAAGGCCUUGGCAUAUGCUAGUAGGGGAUUGUUCAUAAAAAGGUGGGGGGGGAAUCAAGCAGAAUGAAAACUAAUAACUAUGUAUUUGUAUUGUUAGUGAUUUGAAUACUCUACUGUACUGUCUGAAAAAAGCACAGAGAUUUUAUUCACCUAUUGAGCUGUGAAUGAUAUAAUUUAUUUCUGUACUUAACUGGUCCAUGCAUAUUUCCAGGCUGCAAAUUAAAGGAUUCAUUUAUACAUUUACUCACUGUGAAGUAGGUGAGUAACCAUCAUUUUUAUGUUGGAGUGAACUUUUUAAAAUCGAUAAAAAUCACUUACCUUCAGGCCAUCCAAGAUGUAGAUGAGUUUGUUGUGUCAUCAGAACAGAUUUGGAGAAAUUUAGCUUUACAUCACUUGCUCACCAGUGGAUCCUCUGCAGUGAAUGGGUGCCGUCAGAAUGAGAGUCACAAUAAUCCACACGACUUCAGUCCAUCAAUUAAUGUCUUGUGAAGCAAAAAGUUGCAUAUUUGUAAGAACAAGUUAUGUGUAGCAAGUGAUAUAAUGCAAAAUUUCUGCAAAUUUGUCCCGAUUUGCUUUCAGCAAAUUUUAAUUUUGGGGGGAAAAUUUCCUUUAAAUACCUUGAAUGGUGAUUCUUAAAGGGUUAGUUCACCCAAAAAUGAAAAUUAGCCCAUAAUUUACUCACCCUCUUGGCAUCCUAGGUGUAUAUAACUUCUUUCUUUCAAAGUUAUAUUAAAAAUCUUCAAACAAAACAACGGUCACGAAUUAGAAGUUCAAAACAAGGAUUUGUAAAAGAAAAUGUCAGAGGUUUUUGAUAUAAACCAAGAGGAGGCUGGUUUUCCUUUGCUGAAGUAAGGAAACUUUGCUUCUUUUCCUCUAAUAAACAAACAUUGGUUUUUCACAAGACUCACCAGCGCAUGCGCAAUGCGACGGAGCGUUGCCAACUUGGCAGUUUUGUUGCUAAAUUUAGCAACUUUUUUUUUUUUUUUUUUUUUUACAAAAGCACCUAGCAACAAAUUUAGCUAUUUGUAAAAUUUAUUUGGCAAUAUUUAGCAACUUUUGCUAAGUGAUUCAAAUGAUAAAAAGCACACAUUUUCCAUUUAAAUUACACAUAAAGAGAAAAAUAUCUAGAAAAAUUGAAAAGGCACUAAUUUUCCAGGACAUUAUCCGUUAUCUAUUAUCCAUUGUAGCCCUGUAACCCCAAAAACACAAAAUACAAUGGAUAAUUAAAAAAAAAAAAAAAAAUAAAAAAAUAAAUACAGAAAA